Cuscuta epithymum is the source of this 1025-nucleotide messenger RNA. NCBI's taxonomy places the organism in Eukaryota, Viridiplantae, Streptophyta, Magnoliopsida, Solanales, Convolvulaceae. The record is from the annotation of a GenBank genome assembly.
UAAAGUCUCUACAAAUGCAUUUUUCAACCCCUAAUUUCUCGAAUUAAAUGAUUAAUUAAAAGUAGUGUUUGCAUAAUUACAUGCAUGAAACUCAUCACGUAUGCAUUUGUAAUAUGUAGAUUGAUGUUUCUAGUUGAUGAUGGGGGGUUAUAGGAUAAGAUUGUGUUUACAUAUUUUCAAGAAUUUAAACUUAGUUUAACAAAAUUAAUAUUUAUUUAUUAUGUAUUUUACAUAUGCAUUGUGGUUAAUCUAUAGUAUAUCACAAUUUUGAUGAGGUUUUCAACAAAAAUGAAUAUAGCAAGGUGACGGGUGUAAUGAUUAAAACCCGAAUUCGAGCGGUUGUGCUAUUUAUCAUCCAUGGGGCAGUGUUGUGCUCAGUUAUGCAGACAAAGCAAAGAGGAGGAAGGGAAUACUGCAGGUUCAUCAGAGCUUGCUGGUGGAAAUGUUCACCUAGUGACCGAUGUGGAGAACUGGGAAGAGAUAAUUUCUCAGGCAAACAAGAAUGCCCAAAUUGUUGUGGUAAAUUUCAGUGCAUCAUGGUGCAAUCCUUGUAGAAUAGCAGCACCCGCGUACCGGUAUCUCGCCGACAAGUACACGUCAGUGAAAUUUUUAACUGUUGACGUUGACAAUCUAGCGGAAUUCAGUAAUUCGUGGGAUAUCAAAGCUACUCCGACAUUCAUCUUCUUAAAAGAAGGCCGACAGAUGGACAGAAUGGUGGGCGGCAGCAAACAUGAGUUAGAGAAGAGGAUACUUUCUAUGGUUGAGGCGUCUGUAGCUACCCCCAGAUGAUUCUGAAGUAGAAGUAGAUGAAUUUGAAGUAGAAGUCAAUUUGCAGAUGUUUAAUUUGUUCUCUAAUUUGGGUUUUGAGGCUUUUGAAACUUUGUAGAUUUAUAUAAGCUUAGUACUUCUGUAAACACAAAUGGGAGAAGUAAUACUUCUGAAACUUUGGAUUAAUAACUUAAUAGAUAAAUUAAUAUUCUUGGGAGAAGUAAUGCGAAUGAAAAAUGCCAACAGUUGGUGUAAAC